AGUCACACUGUGGCGCACUGCCGUAUACAUAUAUAUAGCGUCUCCGUUUGCGUGCCUUGGCUGCUGUACUUUUGACGGUGAGAGUACGUCUCGUGCUUCGUUUUGGACUGCCUGCGCAGCGCCUUCAACGCUGACUCAGAUAGAUAUAUAACUCCAUGAUCAGCUAUAAAUUGUAGGCAGAUUCUCCUCUUGCGAUUUCCACCCCCCCCCCGUGAAAAAGGAAAUGCCGGCAUCCAACGUGGGGUCCACCAACGCCCAACCUUCAGCGCACGCGCAACGCGAUGCAGCGCUCUCCCAGCACAGCAGCGCCGCCGCCCUUCCCUACAGCGCCUCCGGCCACCCAAACCUGUACGAUUCACUAUUGCGUCGCGAUGGCAGUCCUGCAGAGACGGCGUACCGGAGAAACCAUGCCGGUACCACCACCACCGCUGCUGCUGCUGUGGCAAGCACCUCUACCGGGACGACGAGCGAGCGGGACGACGUGACGGCACCGUCUUCCUCUGACGCGGCUUCCGCCUUGUCCCCGAGCUCGGACGCACCGAUUGCUGGUGGGACGACGGCGCACACGCGACGGCAGACGCUCUCGCAUUCUCCCUCAGCGAGUCCGAGCAAAGCCUCCACAAGCGACCAUCUACGUGGCCAUCAUCACAACAGCGGCAGCGGUGCUAACGGUGUUAGCGGACGCUCUCUGCGAGACAGUGACGGUCGGACGCAGCACCGCAGCGCCAAUGCUGACUUCUACACAGUCGUGAGCACCACCACCGCCAAGACGGGGAGCAGCACCCGCGUGGACUCUCGUGCAGCGGACGAGAAAGAAAAGGAAGGGCGAAGUGGGCGGAGCAGAGUCAGCGGCAGCAGUGGUGCUGCGCAUCUCGUCGACGACGCCGGAAACUCCGCUGGCCCGUCGGCGGCCUGCACGCUGCUUGACGGGGCGCCGCCGCCGAGCGGGCUGCGGGACCCGGUGACGCUGCUGCAGCUUCUCCCGCUCGAUCGCUUGUUGCAGCCCGCAAAUGGCACGCCACACCAUUCCCUUUCCACCGGGAAAGACGAGACGCGAACACACACGGGUCUGACGAUGGACGUCGAGCAGCGUCAAGGGGCUUCAGCGCAGACGGGUGGCUCUUGUCGGCAGUCGAGCGCAUCGUUGUCCAGCGGAUACGAUCGUGCCUUUUCGUUGCUGCGGUGUGCCGUCGAGCCGUCCUCGACGCUCAGCCGCAGCCGCAGCUGGCGCGGGUGCCGUGACCGGCUGGAUGUGACCCGGCCGCCCGACGCCACUUUUCUGCCAGUGGCUCUCCGUUGUGUGAUGGCGGAGUUGGAGCACCGCCAUCAAGUUGGCGAGCCGCCCCUGCGCGUUCAAAAGCACCCUUCCCCGUACGGCAAUCACGCACGUGCGAGUCCACAACUUGCGCAGGAGGGUACCGUCCUGCUGUGCAGUCUGGCGAACGACAUGAACUCGGCUCAGCAAGACGAACAACAAGGCGAGUCACCUCAACAAGAGGCCCAAACUCACCCGUCGGCUGAGACGCACGCGGGCGACGCUGCUGACUCCUGCGCCGUCCCCCUCGUCUUCUUCGCCGCCACGGUGGAGUGUCCGCCGGACGUACAGCGCUUCUUCCUGCUCAGCCGCACCCACGCGUAUUUGUGUGAUCCGGAUGGCACGGUGGCGUACUGCGCUGCCGUGCGCGACGUACGGCAGAUCGUAGCGUGCGCCGGUGGCUAUACGGUGUGGCGAUUCAUGCCGGACGUGGCGGUGUCGUCGAUGCUUCGGCGAAAGGCGGUGGACGCCGCUGCCUACCCAUCGAGCCCCGCAUCAUUGACACCACCGCCGGGGAACGGCAGCGGCAGCGGCAGCACCUCUCCCACCUCCGCCUUCGGCUCUCCGACCGCAGCCGCGACCGCACGAGAGAUUCGGGAUGAAAUGUCCGACUGGGUCUUCCGCAUUGUGAGUGUUGGCGGCCCACGUGCAGCGGCUGCCGCAGCGGCGGUCAGCUCCCCCGCCUCCGCCACUGACAGCGGUGACUCGCGCUUUCGCACCGCAAACUUCUCCACGUCUGUGGGCGGCGACGGAGGAGUCGCUGAGGGGCGCCAUGAUGUGAUGGUGUUCCUGUUGAACGUCAUGUGCACGCUGCGCACCCUUCCGCGGCUGUUGAUCGACACCAUGGUCAACGCAUCCACCGCUGCCUCAUCGUCAGCAGCAGCAGAGUUCGGUGGCGCGUCAUCGUCAUCGUCCUUCACGCUGGCGUCGAAUCGGCUAGCAAGCAGCAGAAGCAGCAGCGGCAACGGUGGGGCAGCGGCGUGGGACCGCUCGAAAAAUGUGCGAGGGCGAGCCGCGGACCGACUGGAUCGCAUGCACGUGGCGGGGGAUCAGCCCGCUCGUGUGCCGCUGCUGUUGGAGGGCCCUGUUGGGCACCAAACCGCCGUGAAGUUCAUCGAACAGCACUGGACAACGCGGUACGACCAGCUGCCGCCGUCGCUGCGACCACGCCGGCUCAGCCCGGCUGCGUUACGGGGCAGCAGCGGACCCAACAGCCCGCCACACGCCCCCGCUGCGUCGGCGAUGGAAGGCGGGACCGGCGCGCGUGUGUGCUACGUCGAGUCCAGUCUGCUGAUCCCCCCCAUCCCGGUGCUGGCGCUGGAGGCGUGCCUGGACGCGGAGGACGCCGUGGUGGAGCUUCUGCAGACGACCAGCGAUGCCGUGCGUGCGACGCUGUCCACGACACCCGCCAACGUGCAUGCCGCCUCCCCGGCGAAACCGCCGGCGUCGGCCAAGUGCGGCACCAUCGGCGACGAAGGACUGUUACAGCGCGUAAUCCCUCUGAAGAACCUCAGCGAUGCAGCGGCGAAGGAAAGGGCGAAGGCGGAACUCUCCCCGGCAGCGUGGGGCGUCCUCGAAGAGCUCCUGCACCGCAGUGGUGAGGGAUAUCGAGGGGGUCCAGUUAUCGUCGGCCCUGCGUUGAUGCACGAGGACAGCGCUUCGGCGACAACGCUCACGACUCCUGUCAUCUCAAACCCGGCAAACACGCGAGCGCACUCCGAAGACAGCUCGUGGCGGUCGUCAAGCCACUCUGCGGACCACCGUGCUGCUGUCCCGAGUGGGAGAGCUGCCGCUGCAACGCCGGUUGAUACCUCGUCUGGGAGCGGACGGGCGAUGCCGUCACGACGGCGCUCCACAGGCGAGUCGAGCAGACCGGCAGCCACCGAGGCUUUCAGCGAGCCGUGCCACCUCAAAACGGCGCGUCCCGCACACGGCGUGGCGAACAGAAGGGACGCCGUCGCUGCCCGGACGGCUUCCACUGCAGCGAUGAUAAGUAAGGCGAGUGUGGUCUCCAGCUCUUCCACGGUGGACACCACCGCGGAGGAGGCGCGCGAGGCACCGAUGCGGGUGCCGCAGCUGUCGCUUCCCCGGCAUUUGGCCGGCAUCGCAUCGGAAGCAGCUCCGGCCUCUGCAGACGACGACGACACCCGACCCGUCAUGCCGAAGUCUCUGACGUCUGCGCAAAUCAGCGCGAGCGGUGACAGCCACAGCAGCGGUGUGGGCAACAGCCCCAGCAAUGCGGAUGAUCCACACAAGCGAAGUGGGGGAGAGGUGGAGAAGAAUGGAGGAAUUGCGCCGGCAUCUCCGAAGGGUCGGCUGCUGCACGCCGUCUCGAACGCUGUGAGAGAAGCCCGGCUGCGACGCCCGCGUGACGCGGCAGCAUCGAGCACCACGCACUCGCCGCACACGGAUCGUCCUUCCUCGGAGGCGGAGCAUCACAGCAAGAAAGGAGGGCACGGCAAUACCGUGUCGCGUGUACCUGCUGUUGAUACUGCGCUGAAGGCGGAGGCGGAAGGCCCGCCGUCAACUCUCUCCUUGCCGAUUCCCACGGAUGCAGUGGCAGCCUUUGAACGGCGCAUCCAGCAUCGCCCCCGGCGGGAUCGCCUCCUGCUUCGUGCGCGGUACAUCAGGCAGCUCCUGCAGACUCCUCUGGGCAGCAGCAGCGGCGGAGUUCGCGGCGGCCCCAACGGGGGACGCGUGGGAGACGAAGAGCAGCGGCCUCCGCCGCAUGACGGACCCGUCGAUGCAACACGCCGGUCACGCGCUGCCCACACGGCCGCGGCUGCGCCCCUCGUGCCGGAGGAUCCAGAUCAACUUGUGGAAGAUCUGCGACGGCAACGCGUCAUUGCCGAGCUGAUGUGCAUCCAGCAGUUCGAGUCUUCUUCAUCUUCUGAUGUUGCCACCGUGCCGCCUCAUACCCCCUCUUCCUGUGCGGCGUAG
Leptomonas pyrrhocoris is the source of this 4255-nucleotide messenger RNA. RefSeq lists its product as hypothetical. The record is from RefSeq and is a predicted model, not a curated record. NCBI's taxonomy places the organism in Eukaryota, Euglenozoa, Kinetoplastea, Trypanosomatida, Trypanosomatidae. Bases 224 to 4255 code for a protein of 1343 amino acids. The transcript has a single exon.